AUGCCCACCACCCACAGUUCGAGGAGCGAAGGCGUGGAGCUAGCCUCAAGACGCGGCCAUGAGCAAGCUGCACAGAUGCUGGUCCAGGUCCAAAGUGACGGUUCUGUGGCGUCCUCGAGACGAAGAAGAAGCACCCUGGCAGAUAUGCGAAAGGAUCUGAGGGAUCUGCAAAAGAAGCAGCACUCGAGAUGGCGAUGGCGAGCGAAGGUGGUGCUGGCCCUCUACACCAUGGCACGAAUCGCUGCUGGCCUUUCCUUCACAUACCUCAGGGAAUUUGUCGAUUACCACAAGGUGUGCGACGCCGUGUUUCGGCCCUUUGUGACAGGUUUCGGACUCUAUUUCUUUGUCCACAGGAAGGACCGCUUCUCUGUGAAAAACUCGCUGCAUGUGUGGAGCUUGUUCACAAUGUGUUGUUUGGCGCUGCCACUGUGCGACGCAAGCAUUGUGCACGUGUUGACCAGCAGCAACCACUCCCCAAUCCUGGCCAGCGUUGCAAUGCUUCUUUGGGAAGUGCUAUGCAAUGUGCUGCAGGUUUACAUGACCAUCCUUAAGCUUCGAGCUCUCGGCUGGCAUCGGACAGCCUGGUGCUGUAGCCUGCUGACGGCAAUCGGCGUUUCUUGGCUUGUUGUGUUCUUGGGGAGUAUGUGUGCAAGCAGGCUCGGCAUCCUUCUGGCAUGGAGUGAGAAGAUGGAGAAUGCUUCGCUUAUAGGGUGUCGGUGCUGCAGCUUCACGGUCGUUCUUAUUCAGUGUUGGGCAUUAUGCCGUGCAGCCAGAGGAGCUAUGUUGCAAGCGAGAGGAAAUGAAACCGUUUGGUGGACGGCAUGCAUCCUGUAUGCAAACGCUUGCAUGGUCCCUUUGGGUUCAGCUUUGAGCUUUGUCGCUUUGUUCGCCUUCUUACAAACCUGGAAUCCCUUUAGACAUCUGUCACCGACACUGAUAACUCUUGACGUGUCCUUCCAAGUCUUCAAUGUGCUCGUUCUCAGUGGCAUGGUGGGCAGCAUACCGAUGAAUCUGGAAACUUUGCAGAGGCUUGCAGAGCUGUCAGGGUUUGGCUUGGCUUCCGCACGAGUUGCCUUCCCAGGACACAUCAGCCGGAGCGCGUCGGACUGCGUUGUAUCGUUUCCCGGUAAGUACAGCGACCUCUGGGACAAAGCGGUCUCACGCGUUGCCCGGGAGGAUGCGUUCUCACUUGCCUGUGUGUUUUUGACAGACAGAGCUUCUGGCCUGGGUCGGCAUGCAAACAACCCAGAGACUCCGGGCAUGUGUUGGUGCCAGCAAAUCUAUGGUCGGCUACCAGCGUCUACGUACCUCAGUGUGGUGGAAGUCAGCACCGACGAGUCAGCUAACCAUGACCAGACGUUUGCCUUCAAAAGGGCAGAUGCCGAAGCGAUGGGCCAGCGAUUGCUGAUCAAGCAACAUCAAACAGAGAUUGAAUGGGAACAAGAGCUUGCAGAGGCUUUGCAAGAUGCCGAAGUCCGCUGCAUCGAAAAUGAGGACCGAGCCCCCUGGGGUUGUCAGUGGUUCGAGGAGUGGAAACGAAACGUGGACCGGGCGGCCGAAUUGCACCAAACGCUUCAUGUGUUCUACUUUCAAGGCAGCAAAGGCAAAGGCAAGAUGCCUUGGGAUCUGCUAGCCGAUGAGACUGCUAAGCAGGAAGCCCGAAAGGAUAGUGGUCUCGGUGUUUCGCAGACCGCAGAGGUAGCAUACCUCGACAAGAUGGGAUUGAGCUACGUGGAGCACGACAUCAUGGAGUUUGAGGCCUUCCUCACAGGUCGCACGAAGCAGCCUCAGAGAACCAGUGUGCAUGAAUUCCACACAGCUGGGCAAAAAUAG
Symbiodinium sp. CCMP2592 is the source of this 1833-nucleotide messenger RNA. NCBI's taxonomy places the organism in Eukaryota, Dinophyceae, Suessiales, Symbiodiniaceae. The record is from the annotation of a GenBank genome assembly.